Messenger RNA from Schizosaccharomyces octosporus yFS286, 1559 nucleotides. RefSeq names its product COPII-coated vesicle component Hrf1. Bases 73 to 987 code for a protein of 304 amino acids. Gene Ontology annotation, biological process: endoplasmic reticulum to Golgi vesicle-mediated transport. The record is from RefSeq and is a predicted model, not a curated record. Lineage: Eukaryota; Fungi; Ascomycota; Schizosaccharomycetes; Schizosaccharomycetales; Schizosaccharomycetaceae. The transcript has a single exon. Gene Ontology annotation, cellular component: endoplasmic reticulum-Golgi intermediate compartment; COPII-coated ER to Golgi transport vesicle; endoplasmic reticulum membrane.
GAAUUUCAUUCAGUCCUGUCCUGUCCUCUCCCCAUUGUAAAGUAUUUAGAGGAGAGCAGAGACUCUGUACAAAUGCCUCCAAGACUGUAUCAUCCUCAACCGACACACGCCAUCCCUAGUCCCAAUAUGCGAACAGGUAGUCGGUAUGAACCUCAACCAGGAUUCCCUGCUGGAGUCUCCAUGUCCUCUCCAUACGAAAAUCCCAAUUUGGCCGCUGGCGGAGGCAUGCCUUCGACAACGUCCUAUUUACCAAAUUCAGCUACUGCCCAAAUGGGAUUUCAGCUAGGCAGAAAUGCUGUCAACGCUGGUCAUGAGUAUAUGGAACAGAACUUUGGAAGGUGGCUUUCCACCACUCAACUUCAUCACUACUUUUCUGUAACCAAUUCUUAUGUUGUAGCAAAGCUAUUGUUGAUUAUUUUCCCUUGGCGCCGUAGGUCCUGGGCUCGUAAGCUGAAACGAUCAGAAAUGAAUGGUAGCGCUGAAGGAUACUGCGCUCCAGGAGAAGACUUAAAUUCCCCAGACAUGUAUAUUCCUUUAAUGGCCUUUGUCACACAUCUUCUUCUGAUCUGUGCUCUUGCAGGCAUGCAGGAUAAGUUUCAGCCUGAGCUCUUGGGAUUACGUGCUAGCAAAGCCUGCGGCGUUGUCUUAUUUGAAUUUCUAGCUACUCGUCUCGGUUGUUAUUUGUUAAAUAUCUCAAACCAAAGUCAGGUCUUAGAUCUCUUAGCCUUUAGCGGUUACAAGUUUAUCGGUCUCAUCUUAACCUCCCUCAGUAGAUUAGCCGGUAUGCCCUGGUUUACUAGAUUCACAUUUCUUUAUACUUACUUGGCCACCGCUUUUUUUCUUCUGCGCUCUUUGAAGUAUGCAGUGCUCCCCGAGUCUACAAUGGCCAUCAAUGCAACCAUAACUUCUCAUCAACGGAGUCGACGCAUAUACUUUCUUUUCUUCAUUGCUGCUUCCCAGAUUCUUUUCAUGUAUAUUUUAUUAUGAGGCUCCUAUUUCCUUUUAAUUCUCCGCUAUCAAUGUGAAUUUCUUUGGUGAAUAAAUUGAAUGGUUCCUGUUUUCGGUUUAUAUCGAUCUUUGCUGUUUCAUUUUUAUUCCAUGUACUUUCUCUAGCCGUAAAUAAAAACCUUUUUAUAAUUUGCUGGUUGGAGCGGACUAGCUGACGAUUCUCGACAUGCUCCGUUAAUGGUUCUCAAUUUUUUACGUUUUUAUUAAUAUUUUACAUAAAACACGCAAAACGAGCGUGAUGAUAUGGACUCAUGCAAGCAAUCAGUUCCUCAUAAGUAGGAUAAGAGUGUUAGAUGAAAUACGUACCCAAACUUGAUGGAUCAAUGGAAGUCUAAUACCAGUUAAUUUCCUUCAUUUGAAAGCUACGAUGUGCCAGAGCACACCUUUGAAUAUUAUUUUGUACGCCAUUUCUUAUACGAUGUGAUUUUAAUCACGAGCUUCUGUAGUAUAGUUUUUACGGUUUACCUCUUCUCUACGAUGCACUUGAACAAGGCAUAAAAUAAACGUAAUGAUAUUUUUUUCAUGUAAAGGAGCCAUGAAUACAAAAUCUA